Molecule: messenger RNA, 309 nt
Organism: Nezara viridula (southern green stink bug)
Lineage: Eukaryota; Metazoa; Arthropoda; Insecta; Hemiptera; Pentatomidae
Source: the annotation of a GenBank genome assembly
AUGUGGUGGCUCAGCGAAGGUGACCACAACCGCAUCAUCACAUCCCCGAUGAAUCCUUAUUCGAUUUCAGGAGCAGCUUUCUUCUUGUUCGGUGGUCAAGGAGCCCGGGGGUUCGGUCGCGGAGGAUCCCCUUCGCCCUCGAUCUGGAUAUUAUCACUAACGGGUUCACACCUACAUGAGCAUAUCAAGCCAUGUAUUAGCAUAGGAGAUCACAGCGGCGUCGAGGCCACAGUGCAGACACUUGGUGUGUGCUCAGUACGGUCAUCGCGAGGGCCUAUAGCGGUCAGCGAAGUGAUUGUGCAGAUCUAG